GGCGAGCGGAUGUAUGGAUGUGGUUCUUCUUGCUGUUUCUUGGGUGAUUCUGGCUGUGUUAGCCAAUUCAAAAGGUAUACAUCUCCCUACUUCAAGAGUUACUCGCAGGCACAACUUCUCAAUCGAUUCUAAUGUAAAUACAUACAUGUAGUGUAAUGUUGUUUAUGCCUGGAAGUCAUAGUUCUGAAGAGCUGGGAUCCGAUGCAGGUGACUCCCUGUACUUGAUUCUAAAUUUCUUAUGAUGCUAACAAUAGUGUCAUUUGUGUGUGAGUAUUAUAAUAACCUUAAACAUACAGUGAGCUCACUCUAGGCAUUAGAUCAUCGUCCGCUUGUCGUGGGAACACUAGUGCGAAACCAUGAGUUUUGAUUAGAUACUUAUAUCUAGUUUUAAAGAAGGUUAUCAAUUUCAGGGCCGAACAUAUGUUUUGAAUAUUUGACAAUUCUUCGAAAAAGACGACCAAUUCUCUGACUUUCCUCUUAGCGACUAAAAAAAGGUUGAACUCCUUUAUAAAUUUUUCGUUUAACAAUUCCCUUAGUACCGGACCACAUUAUGACUCCCUCAAAAAAACUCUUCUCUUUAUGUUUCCUCUUCAUCUUCAUCUUACCUCUCUCACACGCGUCAAACCCUCAAAAAUGUUCUUCAUCCUAUUCAGGAUCAUAUUAUAGAUGUGGACCACUUGGAGUGUACAUUCGUUUUCCUUUCUGCGGCCAUCCAGGAUUCAAUCUCCACUGCAACAACCUCAAUAAGACAGUCCUAGAGCUUCCUAUGUCCGGAACAUUUCUUGUUGAUAGAAUCGACUACUCAAAGCAGCAAAUUUCUAUCAGCGACCCUGAAGACUGUAUGGUCAAAAGGCUUUUAACCUUCAAUACUUCAGGAUCUCCUUUCUCUAAUGGCUUGAGUACUGUCUAUUACACGUUCUUGACCUGUCCGAAUGAGGUCGUGAGGCUGUCUUGGUAUCCGCGCAUCCGUUGCCUAAGCAAUUCUACCUCCACCUUCUUUUCCACGUCUAAUAUGUCACUUGCAAAUUCAAUGCUGCCUUCUUGCCAGAUCGUGAAGAGACUAGCUGUUCCGGUAAGCGUGUUUUAUGAAAAUGUGCUAACUCAUGAGAAAGGAUUCUCUGAUUGGAUCAACUAUGUAAACCUUUUGCUGGAAUGGAGCUCGCCAAAUUGCACGGGUUGUGAAAAGAAGUCCUUGAGAUGUGGUUUCAAGAACAAGGCCUCCCUCGAAGUCAAAUGCUUCGCUUAUCCACCCGGUAUGAUCUUUAUGGUUUUAACUUCUUCUUCUUCUUCUUCUUUACUUAUAAUACUAAUUAUAAUCCUCUGCUCAAUCGGAGGAAUCACCAUCUUCACUACUUGUAUUGUUAUGCCCAUUUGCAAUUCAGAGAGGUUUGUCUUUCAGAGAAGACAAAAUGCUGCUAUCGCAGACACAGCCCUAACGCAGCAGCCAAGAGGGGAUGUGGUCACUACAGGUCUUGACCAGUCUACAAUAGAGUCAUACAAGAAAGUGGAGUUAGGAGAAAGUAGAAGGCUUCCGGGUACUAAUGGUAUCAUCUGUCCCAUUUGUUUAUCAGAAUAUGCUAGCAAAGAGACUGUACGGUGCAUGCCAGAAUGUGAACACUGUUUCCACGUCGAAUGUAUCGAUGCAUGGCUCAAGAUUCAUAAUUCAUGUCCUGUUUGUCGUAACUCACGCUCGUAAUGAAGGUGGUUGUCCGAAUAUGAAGUAUUUCAACAUUGUAAUGAACGUCACUAAUUAUUCUGUUUUGUGAUAAAUAUGUGUUUAUAUAUAUGGAGUGAAGAUGUAUAUUUGU
Arabidopsis lyrata subsp. lyrata is the source of this 1808-nucleotide messenger RNA. RefSeq names its product RING-H2 finger protein ATL20. The transcript is spliced from 2 exons. Bases 551 to 1696 code for a protein of 381 amino acids. NCBI's taxonomy places the organism in Eukaryota, Viridiplantae, Streptophyta, Magnoliopsida, Brassicales, Brassicaceae. Gene Ontology annotation, molecular function: polysaccharide binding. The record is from RefSeq and is a predicted model, not a curated record.